Messenger RNA from Mauremys reevesii (Reeves's turtle), 786 nucleotides. Its product is annotated as F-box only protein 36-like. The record is from RefSeq and is a predicted model, not a curated record. Bases 1 to 543 code for a protein of 180 amino acids. Lineage: Eukaryota; Metazoa; Chordata; Testudines; Geoemydidae. Gene Ontology annotation, molecular function: protein binding. The transcript has 4 exons.
AUGACUUCCCUCCUGCAGGAUAAACUUUAUGAGAUCCAGAGUCAGGCUCCUUCUCCCAGCAAAGACUUCCAUCACUUUACCAUCACAAAGACAGAGGUGAUCUGGAGAUCAUGGAGGAUUUCCUUUCGGCCUAAUCAAGAAAAGCUUUUCCCAAAGGAAGUGAGGAAACCCCACAGUGAUUUUUUGCUGAAUGAACAGUUACACAAGCAAGUGCAGAAUAUCUUUGGCUACAAGAUGCUGGAAUACACGCUGAAUUUGUGUCAGGGAUGUUACGAUUUCCUAACUCGAAUGCCUGAUAACCUGAUUAUGCACAUCCUGUCCUUUCUUAAUGCAGAUGACAUCAGACAGCUGUCAAAAACUUGCAAGAAGUUUCAGCAGUUAUGUAGCAGUGAAGAACUUUGGGAAAGAAUUAGACUGCUACAAGAUAAACACACUCAUGAUCUGAAGAUUAUGAGGUUCCCAGUUUACAAGAAGCUAAUGUACUUCAAUCAAAAGCCCAGUCAUCAGAAACAGAUGCAAAGACGACAGACCACAUUCUUCUAAAACUGUUUGGCAAUUAUCAGACUAGACUGACAGACCACACAUCUUUUUUCAUAUUAUGUUGAUAUUGUUAUUAAAAGUCUAUUGUGAAGAUCAAGAGAAUUAUAAUAAGUAAAUAUGAAUUGUCUCUAGAAGUUUAAGAGAUCACAGAGCUUUCCUUUCAUAAAUUAAAACUGAAAGGAGUGGAUUUAAAAAUCUUUAUUACAAAUAAUUCAUCAGAAAAAGAUUAGUGAUUUUUAUACCUUU